AUGGAUAACUCCCACGAUGAGCACUCCCGCCCCAUUCUCUCGGGGUAUGGUGACAUUCCUGCCGACACGCCGUCCCAGCCCAGCGCCACAGCAACUUCCACGCCAUCCAUCCCUCCCGAAAAAGACGAGGAACGCGGAGUCAACCAAAUGCUCCAAACGCCCUGGGACCGUGUUUAUACGGUCAGCCACAACGGAAAGACGUACAAAACACCGGUCACGCUCGGAAGCACGCCUGUCGACAAGAUCGAUGAGACUGGGCCGUACUGGGAAUCCUCAUGGCUGUCUCUCGAUAAAUUUCUUGCGCAAGAGUCCACCGAAGAGGAUCUGAAGAAGGACUUUUACGAGCGACGUCGUCGAAACCCGUCCGACAUAUCGUUGGUGUCAACGUACAAGUUUCACCAGGACAAUGUCAGCAAACAUCGGAAGAUUCGCGAGAUAUUUGGUGCUGGCUCUUCCUACCAUCCCAACCAGCUGGUUUCAAAGCAUCAUCUGCCCUCCGACGGCCUCUGUCACAAAGAGGUCAUGUACAAGUUGGCAUGCAAAGUGUCCGAUCUUCGUGUUCUCCAUCAGCGGGGCGAGCUGUCCAUGGACCCUUGGGACUUCCUGCGCUGGAGGAUAGGGCGAAAGGCCCAGUCUCUGGUCGGAACGACUUGGGAGAGCACCAGGGGGGUCAUCAAGACAGUCAUCACCAGGAUUUGCGACGACAGUGGUGAAAAGCAGGGUGAGAAGUACGAGGAUCGACUUUUGAGGAAGGCUGUGCUUCGGUCGGCCCAAUACCAGAACAAACUGGGCACCUACGGCUCGAAAAACACCACGAAGCCUGUUGCAAGCAUCCGGAAAACAACUCAUCGCCGACCAUCGAGCAGCACCCGAGCGUCCCGUCCCGCAAGCACACCCGAACCAUUCAAUCGGCCUUUCCCAUCUUUACCAUCUUUGACUGCUGCCGCCCGUGAGAGACAGGAACGACGACAAAGGUUGAUCCAACCUUCUGGAUACCAGGGCGUCAACGCAUUCAGAGCACAGCAACGCGCUCGAUCCCGAGAGUUGCAGUCUAAAACCACUGAAGAACAGUAG
Ilyonectria robusta is the source of this 1074-nucleotide messenger RNA. RefSeq lists its product as uncharacterized. The record is from RefSeq and is a predicted model, not a curated record. The transcript has 2 exons. The coding region runs from base 1 to 1074 and encodes 357 amino acids. Lineage: Eukaryota; Fungi; Ascomycota; Sordariomycetes; Hypocreales; Nectriaceae.